Molecule: messenger RNA, 2609 nt
Organism: Octopus bimaculoides (California two-spot octopus)
Lineage: Eukaryota; Metazoa; Mollusca; Cephalopoda; Octopoda; Octopodidae
Product: tubulin beta chain
Biological process (GO): microtubule-based process
Cellular component (GO): microtubule
Molecular function (GO): GTPase activity; structural constituent of cytoskeleton; GTP binding
Source: RefSeq, a predicted model, not a curated record
UCUUUUGUCAUUAGCCACACACAAAUUCCAAAUGCACACCUUCACACACAUACACAUACUUAUACACACUUUCAUACAUACACGCAUGCACACCUACACACAUACCAACACAGACACACACACAGGUCUAUGAGACUAACCUCAGUUCCUGUAUUACAUGGGAAAGGAUAGAGAGAGAGAGAGAGGUAACAGCUACUUUGGUGAGAGGAGAGAAAGAGAGAGAGUGAGUCAAUCGUGGGUGGAAGAGAGAGAGAGAGAGAGAGAGACAGUUGUGAGAGGAAGAGAGAGUGAGGGGGAGAGAGAGAGAGAUACACAGACAAUUGUGAGAGGGUGAAAGAGUGACUCAGUUACCGGUGGAAGAGAGACCGAGAGUCAGUUGAAAGUGAAAGAGAGUCGAUUGGACUUCAGUCAGGUCAGUCAGAUUUUGGUGCUUGACAAAACACAACUUACAGUUUAACAUGAGAGAGAUUGUACAUAUCCAGGCUGGCCAAUGUGGCAACCAGAUUGGGUCAAAGUUCUGGGAAGUGAUAUCGGUGGAACAUGGAAUCGAUGCCUCUGGAGUCUACCAAGGAAAAUCUUCCAAACAACUGGAACGGUCUUAUGUCUAUUUCAAUGAAGCAUCCAGUGGCAAAUAUGUCCCACGAGCCAUCCUCUUGGAUUUGGAACCAGGAACAAUGGAUUCUGUCCGGUCCGGUCCAUACGGUAACCUAUUUCGACCUGACAACUAUGUAUUUGGUCAAACGGGAGCUGGCAAUAACUGGGCCAAAGGACAUUACACAGAAGGCGCUGAACUUGUUGACACUGUUUUAGAUGUAAUCCGAAAAGAAUGUGAAGGUUGUGAAUGUGUCCAAGGAUUCCAGAUGACCCAUUCGCUGGGUGGAGGUACUGGAGCUGGCAUGGGUACCUUACUCAUUAGUAAAAUCCGCGAAGAAUACCCGGAUCGAAUCAUGACUACAUUUUCUGUGAUGCCUUCUCCCAAAGUAUCCGACACAGUUGUCGAACCUUACAAUGCCACCCUGUCUGUCCACCAAUUGGUCGAGAACACAGAUGAAACCUUUUGUAUUGAUAACGAGGCUCUCUAUGACAUAUGCUUCCGGACCCUCAAACUGCCCAAUCCUACCUAUGGUGAUUUGAACCAUCUUGUAUCAGCAACAAUGUCCGGUGUCACCACCUGCCUUCGCUUCCCAGGACAACUGAAUGCUGACCUACGAAAACUUGCAGUCAACAUGGUGCCAUUUCCUCGGCUCCACUUUUUCAUGCCCGGUUUCGCUCCACUCACAUCCCGCGGCAGCCAACUCUAUCGCUCGCACAGCGUUUCUGACUUGACACAGCAACUGUUCGAUGCCAAAAACAUGAUGGCUGCCUGCGACCCUCGUCACGGUCGUUAUUUAACUGUUGCCGCCGUCUUCAGAGGACAGAUGUCUAUGAAAGAGGUUGACGAGCAGAUGUUUAGCAUUCAAAAUAAGAACAGCCCCUUCUUUGUUGAGUGGAUCCCUAACAAUGUGAAAACUGCUGUCUGUGACAUUCCACCCACAGGUCUGGAGAUGUCCGCUACCUUCAUUGGUAACAGCACCGCAAUCCAGGAAAUCUUUAAGCGAAUAUCAGAACAAUUCACAGCAAUGUUCCGACGUAAAGCAUUCCUACAUUGGUACACAGGAGAAGGAAUGGAUGAAAUGGAAUUUACCGAAGCUGAGUCAAACAUGAACGAUUUGGUGUCUGAGUACCAACAGUACCAAGAGGCUCGGGCCACCGAUUCCGAUGAAUAUGAUGAUGAAGAUCAAUAUAAUGAACAAGAAUAAACAGACAACAUUGCAGUUACUGUUGCCACACCAAUUCAAUAACGAUAAUGAUCGUAAUUAUAAUAAUAAUAAUAAUAAUAAUAAUAAUAACGAUGAUAAUGGUGAUGAUGAUCAUUUCUUUGGCUUAGGUGCAUGAGUACUUCUGUAAAUGAAUGGAAAACUGUUUAUUAUGUUGAUCUCAGUAUAUUACUGGGUUGUAUACACAUACACACACAUAUACAUACAUCUGUACACACACACACACACACAUAUAUGUAUAUAUAUACAUGCACACAUAUAUACACACGUGUGUUUGUAUGUACAUAUAAAUAUAUAUACGUGUGUACGUAUGGUAUGCAUAUGAACAAUAAAUAUUCUUCAGUGAGCUUUUGCAGCUGAUUGAUGUUGGCCCAACUCGUUCCAAAUGCUUCCAAUCUAUCCUGCUUAAUUAAUUACAACAAAACCAAAGCAGAACACAGCAUUACCAACAUUCUACUGAACUUUGCAUUGCUUGGAUGUGACAAAAUCGUCUUUCUGGGUUCCUCAGAGAUGCUGGAAUAAAAAUUGGACUUCCAUUUUUCAUUUCUCCUGUUAAUAUUUUGCUAUGUUUGCAAUAAAGAAAACAAUUGUUACAAAACUAAAAUUUCAGUUUUACACAGCUUGGACACUUGACCACGACAUUGUGAGAAAGAAGAAAAAGUAUCCAUUGUUUGGACAAAAUGUUAAAUAUAAUGUUAUGGCUUCAAUAAACAAUUUUAAAUGCAACGAAAUAAAUGGAAAAAAAUGAAAUAAAGCCAAAAAUAAGUCUUCCUUUAAGCAUUAAUUAUUCAA